This is a messenger RNA of Notodromas monacha, 4716 nucleotides long. Lineage: Eukaryota; Metazoa; Arthropoda; Ostracoda; Podocopida; Cyprididae. The record is from the annotation of a GenBank genome assembly.
AUGGAAGGGCGAAGCCUCAUUUCUGCGGCAUUCUUCAUAAGCAUAAUCGGCUGCUGUUUGCUUGAUUUAAAUUUCGCCGGAAAUCUGCCAGAAGUCAAGCAAAAUCGUCGACGGACUCCUUAUCAACGCAAUAAUAACGAAAAAUCAACACCAUCUCGAAGGCAAAAGGCGGUCACCUUGCCGAUGGACUUUGACGAAGAAAAAUUCGGCACACUUUAUGCGCCGUCUGAAGUUGAACAGUAUGUUGGUGAAGGAUGGACAUUUUCAGCGAUUAAAAGAAUAGCGUUGUUGAGAACAGCUUUGAAUAGAUACGACGAUAUCCUGGACAUGGAGAAAACAUUGUUCUUAAUCGUCUCUGGACAAAAUUCGUUAAUCGUGAGCAAGAAGAAAAAGCUCAUGAAACGGUUCAAAUCGGCAAAAGCAAAAAUAUUAUCCGCUGCGAUACCAGUGCGGCGAAACCACAGCAUUUAUGGGAUAAAUUCCACGCAUGCUUCGGGUCUGGAGCUCGACACAUCAAGCUUCAUGGGUUAUGGUUCCGACUUGUAUGCUUUCUUCGUGGAAGUAGGAUGGAUUUUGAGUGCGGUGGAUGAGGGAAACGUUGUGAAAAGCAAGACGACUUUCUUAAAAGAUUUGUAUUUAGAAGAUGAAUUCAGGGAGAGUUUCGGGUGGAAAUUGGACUUUGAUGCCCGAAUUUUCCACAUUUGCAAUCGUCUAUCAUCAGAUGAUGGGAUCAUUAUGGGAAAGAAAGGUCCACAUAUGAGGGUUUACAGCGUUGUCCAUAAAAGUUACCCCGGUGUUCUGUUCAGAAAAGGACAUCCGGGUCACGAUUGUAUAGCCUGGGUCGGAAAUUAUGUUCCUGAAGCGUGGAACGAUAUCGAAGGCUGUUUGGAAAAGCCCUUCGAAGGAUCAUUUUUGACAAAGCUCAACAAAAAUCAGGAGGAAGAUUUGCCAUCAAUUUUCAUUUCUUUGGUGGUUCACAGCAGACACAUCGCAGAAAUGAUGCCUUGGUACUGGUUCUUACACCACGUGAAGUACCCGAAGAAAAAUAUCCAUUUACACAUCACGAUGAUUGGGAACACUCCGGAAGAUUUUGAUGCGUUGAUGACAGCAGUUGACUGGGAGUUUUCAGAUACCUUAAAAGAAAUUUCUGGAGAACACAGAGCCGACGAACACUCCGGAAGAUGGCUGGCGAACCAUCGAAAAGCAGUACGAGAGGAUUUCUACCUGCUUGCAGACAGUCGAGCGCACUUGACAAGCUUAAAUACAUUGGGACACCUUAUCGCUUUGAAUAGAAGCAUUGUAGCACCAAUGCUUUUCGGAGAAGGACAAUUGUAUGGUUCUGCGAAUUUCUUCGACGUCUACUCAAGAAGGAAUCCGUUCAAGAUGCCAGAAUAUGAUUCAAUCUCAAAGCGGAAACACGUCGGAAUAUGGGCAGUUCCGUGUCUUUUCGGUGUCGUGUUGGUCGACAUGUCGAGAGUGAACGUCAACAUCAAGUUUAAUCUUUUCUACUGGGAUGUCGAAAGCAAGAACGUCACUUUCCAUAGGGUUUGCUCGAGCAUGAUGAAGAAAAAACUGGACAAUCGUAUACGUGUGAUGAUCGAGAACUGCGUUUCUCUUGGUCAUCGUAGUUUCUUCGUCAUAGUUGGUGAUCAGGGUCGGGAUCAAGUGGUAAUUUUGCAUCAUAUGUUGUCCAAGGCUCAGGUGAAAGCGAGGCCAUCCGUUUUAUGGUGUUAUAAGAAGGAUCUCGGCUUCUGCAGCACACGAAAGAAAAAGAUGCGUCAAUUGCAGAAGAAGAUCCAGUCAGGAAAAUUGAAUGUCAAUGAUGAAGAUCCUUUCGAACUCUUCGUGUCUUCAACGUCAAUUCGCUACUGUUAUUACCAUGAAACCCACCGAAUUUUGGGUAACACGUACGGAAUGUGCGUUCUGCAGGAUUUUGAAGCCGUGACACCCAAUUUGUUGGCGCGUACGAUCGAAACCGUUGAAGGAGGUGGAAUGAUCGUGUUGCUGUUGAAAUCUGUGUCUUCGUUGAAGCAGUUGUACACCAUGACCAUGGAUGUUCAUUCCCGAUUUAGGACGGAAGCUCACGAUGAAAUAGUCGCGAGAUUUAAUGAAAGAUUCAUCCUUUCCUUAAUGACGUGCAAGACUUGUAUCGUUCUCGAUGACAAAUUGAACAUUUUGCCAUUGUCAAGUCACGUUGCGGAGCUGAAAGCAGUGACAGGGUCUUCUCGGACUUCUGCGACGGACCCUGAACUGAGAUCACUUCAGGAAAGCUUGCAAGACACCCAGCCAGUUGGUGUACUUGUUAAUCUCUGCAAAACAUUGGAUCAGGCGAAAGCAGUCUUGAAAUUUAUUGAUGCAAUUUCUGAGAAAAGUCUUCGAGCGACUGUGUCUCUCACUGCUGCUCGUGGGCGAGGCAAGUCAGCUUCUCUUGGAGUGGCCGUUGCAGGUGCCUUGGCAUUUGGAUAUUCGAACAUCUUCGUGACAAGCCCGAGUCCAGAAAAUUUGAGUACCUUUUGGGAGUUUGUUUUCAAAGGCUUUGAUGCGCUUGAAUACCAGGAACACAUCGAUUAUGACCUUGUUCAAUCAACGAACCCGGAAUUCAACAAAGCCAUAAUUCGAGUGAACGUUUAUCGCGAUCAUCGUCAGACAAUUCAGUAUAUUCAUCCGACCGAUGGUGUUAAACUGGGUCAGGCGGAAUUGGUCGUUAUUGAUGAAGCAGCAGCGAUUCCUCUACCAUUGGUGAAAAGUUUAUUGGGACCGUACUUGGUGUUCAUGGCUUCUACAAUUAAUGGGUAUGAAGGAACUGGGAGGUCCCUUUCGCUGAAGCUCCUGCAACAAUUGCGAAUUCAGUCAGGAUCGAGCGCUGACAAAUCCAACCAAAAUGGUGGCAGUACUGGGAGUGGACAACGAUCAUUACAUGAAGUUGCAUUGGAAGAAUCGAUAAGAUAUCGUCCGGGAGAUCCGGUUGAAUCGUGGCUGACUGAGCUUCUGUGUCUGAAUGCCACUGAUCCCGGAAAAUUGCGAACUUUCGAAACUUCGUCCGGCGGUUGCCCUUUGCCGGAAGACUGCGACUUGUAUUAUGUCAAUCGCGACACGUUGUUCUGUUUCCACAAGGCGUCGGAAUUGUUCCUGCAUCGUUUAAUGUCGUUGUACGUCUCGUCGCAUUACAAGAAUUCUCCAAAUGACCUGCAAAUGCUUUCAGAUGCGCCAGCGCAUCAUUUAUUUUGCCUGUUACCGCCAGUUAAACCUGGAAAAGCAACGCUUCCAGAAGUUCUGUGCGUUAUUCAGGUUUGUUUGGAAGGUAAUUUAUCCCGGGCAUCCGUCAAGAGUGGUUUUGCGCAAGGGAAAAAAGCGCAUGGCGAUUUGAUUCCCUGGACCGUUGCACAACAGUUCAAUGAUAAUCAGUUUCCUCAGCUCGCUGGUGCUCGAGUUGUCCGGAUUGCGACGCAUCCAGAUUUUCAGAACAUGGGCUACGGAUCUAAAGCAUUGGCUUUGCUCGAGCAAUAUUACGAAGGCAAAAUUGCGCCUAUUGAUGUAGUCGAGACUGAGACUUCCCAACCUGAGGACGACGAAGACGAUGGUUUAUUGAACGAAAAAAUCGGUCCGAGAGAUGACCUUCCUCCUCUUCUUCUCAAGCUUUCGGAAAGACAAGCUGAGCGUCUGGAUUACUUGGGAGUCUCCUUCGGAGCAACAGAAUCAUUAGUGAAAUUUUGGCGCAAAGCUGGUUAUAUUCCAGUUUAUCUGCGGCAGACGUGCAACGAUCUCACUGGGGAGCAUUCUUGCAUCAUGUUGAAGACGCUCAAAGAUAUUGAAAUAGAAGAUGACGAUUCUGUGCCAGGAUGGUUGUCGGAAUUCUGGCUCGACUUUCGGCGGAGAUUUGCCAAUCUGUUGGGCAGUGCGUUUAGGAAGUUUGAGCCGAAAAUGGCCUUGACAAUCCUUGGUGAAACGAACAAACUUCGGUCGCAAAGUUGUCUUGAAACAAAAAAGCAAGUGUUGACAAAAUCCCAGUUGGAAAUCCAUCUCAGUGCAUAUGAUGUAAAACGCCUUGAGUUGUAUGCGAAGAAUUUGUCGGAUUUUCACCUGAUUCUUGAUCUCCUCCCAACGAUUGGAAGACUGUACUUCACUGGCUUCAUGGGUGACCUUCAGCUCAGUGCCGUGCAAUCGGCAAUUUUGAUUGGAAUGGCUUUGGAGUUCAAAUCGGUGGAAGAAGUUGCUGGUGAACUUGAGAUAGAAGUAUCUCAGCUUCUGGGCUUGUUCAACCGAAUUAUCAGGAAAGCAGUGACCUACUUCAAUUCUAUCCUGGAGAACAGCAUAAUCGAGAGCAGUGAAUUGCUUGCUGAAGGGAAAGCCGCAUCCCGUGUUCCGCAAAUGGUAUCCACGAAUCAGUCGUUGGAUGACGAGCUUGAAGAAGCAGCAAAGGAAAUAGUCGCCAAGCAGAAAAAAGGAAAAGCGAAGAUGAAAAGCAUGGAUUUGUCAGAAUUUCAAAUCAAGGGCAAUGAUUCCGAUUGGAGUGAAGCUCUCAAGGAAGGCGGGAAAAGUUCUGUCGUGAUUAAAACUGCAUUAAAACGGCCGUUGAUCACGGAGUCAUGCAUGGAGCCAUCCACAAAUAAACCGAAGUCCCUCAAGAUGAAGAAGAUGGGAUUCAAGAAGCGAUGAAUUGUUUUUACAAGUGAUUGAUCGACAAUGGAAAGAAAGUUUGUUGAGCAAACUUUGAAG